CCCAAUUGACCAUCCUCGGCCAUGUCCAGCACAACAACUAUGGCGGCGAAUCAGUCUUCGGCGGUGAACCCGCAACUCGAGUCUCGGCUCGCCCAAGUCCCGUUGGAGAUUCUCCUGCGGAUCACCUCUCACAUCACGACACCCGAUCUCGGAAACGUACGACUGAGUUGCCGAGCGUUGGAGAGGAGUCUUUUUAACUCGUUCGCACACGAGUUCUUCCGCAAGAAGCAAUUCAUGGCUACCACAGACAGCCUCCAAGCUCUGAUCGACAUUUCCAAACAUCCCACUCUGUCCCCGGUCCUGAAGCAUGUUAUCCUAUCCGUCGACCGCCCUUUCAUUCCCUCAUAUCCCUUGUGGAAUCUUAGUAAUUCUGACAGGAAUAGCGAGGCGAGGGCCCGCUUGGAAUUGGCCAAAGCGGACCAAAUGCAUCUGCUGGUCACGGGCGGGCUUCGGGACAUGCUAGCCGAGGCAUUCGCUAAUCUUGCCAACCUGGAGAUUGUCGACAUCCGCGAUUUCAACUCUCCCAGCCGCAGUCGGGACGGACCAGGGACACAAUGGACAAGCUGGGGCGCCAAAACGCUCUCGAGGUUAGCCAACACCACGGUUCAACCUAGGCUGGAGGGGGACGACGACCCCUACACGAGUCAAAUAUUCGCCGCCGCCGUCGCUGGUCUCGCCGUUGCACAGGCCCGGCCAAAGAGUCUCGAGGUUCCCAUCAGGGGCAGAGGUUACGCUGCUCUCGCUCUUCACGACACCGCCUUCUAUAUCCCGCCACGAAUCGAGGGCCCGGUGUCGUCGCUUCUGGCCAAUCUCAAGACGCUCCACCUCACGCUCGACUUGACGCACCCAAAGAGAAUGAGGUUCUUCAUGCUGCAGCGAUUCUUAUCCCGCACCAUCAACCUGACUUGGCUGCGCCUCAACUUCACCUUAAAGUCCCAGCCUCAAGACCAGGAGGAGUUACUCUUGUGGCUGGCCCUCAAGGACUCGAAAACCCCCGUAGCCCCAUUCGACGCCGGCCCCAUCCAGCUCGCACAUCUGGAGCGCCUCGACCUGGGAACCGUCGUUCUGGAACCAAGAGUUAUCCUCGGCUUGGCUUCCAAGUUCGCGCCCACCCUGAGAUCGCUGUACCUGCGCCAGGUCAGCCUGCAGGAGUAUGAGAAUGCUAGAAGGAGGCCAGAGGACCUGGUCAACCCGUGGAAGCGGUGCUUGACCGAGCUGAGCAGAAUCCGAGGGCUGAGCCUGCGGGUGCUGGAUCUGAGCAGCAUCCUCGUUGGGUGGGACCGGCAGAGGUGCGGAGUGUCCUUCAAAGUUUCCGACGACUCUACCGCCCAGAAUUGGACGUGCUCCACCGACAAAAUAAGCUUGGAGAAGGCCGUCGCGAAAGCGAUCGAGGCCAUGGUUGUGGAAUGGCCGCGACAAUCGGAACUCCAGCCCAUGGAUGAAGACGACUCCGAGGGAGAAGAAGACGAGGACGACCAGGAGACAAGCGAUGAAGAAGAGGAGGGCGAGGACGAAGAGGACAACUAGACUCGGGCUCCUAGUCUGGUCUCUCCUUUCGUCCA
Messenger RNA from Thermothelomyces thermophilus ATCC 42464, 1562 nucleotides. RefSeq lists its product as uncharacterized. Gene Ontology annotation, molecular function: protein binding. The record is from RefSeq and is a predicted model, not a curated record. The transcript is spliced from 2 exons. NCBI's taxonomy places the organism in Eukaryota, Fungi, Ascomycota, Sordariomycetes, Sordariales, Chaetomiaceae. The coding region runs from base 40 to 1527 and encodes 495 amino acids.